AUGAGUCGCAAACGUGCGUUUCGGCGUGCCAGGAGGAGGGCUGAGCAGAGGGGUGGAACUUGGUACAAAGGCCGAUGGUGUACAGCUGCAGCGCUGGGGACGAACCUCAGAUCCACUGCUACGCCACUGGAAGCACCUGCCAAGAGACCUCCUCAAUGCCGAGCACCAGCCCGUCUUCGAGUACUGUCGUACAACAUAGGAGGUUUUUCUCAAGAAUGCUACGAUCUCUUUAAACACUACCUUCAUGAAAAGUGCGAGGCGGAUGUGGUCAUCGUUCAAGAAACACACCACGGCCUCGGUCGUGAUGACGGUCACUGGCUCCUGCCAGGGUGGAUCGUUGUCACGACUGCGGAUCCCAAACAGCGAUAUUCUGGUGUCGGGGUUUUUCUGCGUCGAUCAGUCUUUGCGGACGAACAGGUUGGCAAUGUCACCUGGAUACCAGGACGGCUGCUACAUGUUCGGUGCGUUGGCACCACUCUGACGCUUGACAUAGUGGCCGGAUACCAGCAUGUUUGGCAGGAGCGCCACGCGGACAAGAUUAGCAAACAACGACAUCACUUCUGGACACAAUUAGGCCUGCUGGUUCAAGGGCUGCCAACUCGCCAUCUGCUGGUCCUUGGAGCCGAUCUGAACACCCAGGUCCGACCAGUGCCAGGUGUCAUCGGGCGUGGAGUACUCAAAACUCGACGACAACCGGAGGUCGAGCUUGAGGCCCUGCUUCGAGAACAACAGCUCGUCUUGCUGAAUACGUGGGGCCGGUCAGCAGCGUCGGCGUGUGGGACUUUCGUCCAUGGUUCCACGUGCACACAAAUCGACUUUCUGGCUACGCGUCGGCGACAUGCGGAUGCGCAAGCACGCCUGGCAUGUCCUAUCGCUUUGGAUCUUGCUCCGUGGCGGCUUGGAGCGAAGCAUAGACCCAUUUUCACUUCUUUGCCGUGGAUUGCCGGCUGGAAAGUCGCCCCUAAACUGCCCCACCCCGUUCGGUUUUCUCUUAGGGACCUUAGGCAAGCUGUGAAAGAUGGUACAUCUGAGGCCCAGGAGCUCUCCAGAGUUGUGACUGACACUGUGUGUAGCUUAGGUGAGCAGGGCAGUAUCCAGCAGUUAAACGAAGCUGUCCUCCCGCACUGUCAACGCCUCUUUCCCUCUAAGCGUAGACCUGCCCAUACCCGUACUAGUGACCCUGCCAUCACUGCUGCUGCUGAACGACUGUGGGACCUGCAUAGGUCGCAGGUCCCACGAUGCCCACCAGGCUCAUUUCGGCAGGCCUCUGCGCUUUGGCAUAGGCAAGAUAAUCUGCGUAGGGCUGCCAGGGAACUUCGAGCUGCAGGCCAACACAGGCGGCGCCUGUGGCUCGAAGAGCAGCUGCAGAUUGCCGAAAGAGCAGCUGAGCGACAGGAUAUGGGACAGGUGUAUCGUGUGAUCAACACUAUUGCACCUAAGAAGGGCAGAACCAACGUUCGCAUUCGGUCAGCUCAGGGUCAUCUCUUGUCGGUUCGUGAUGAGUUUCAAGAAAUCUUCGCCUAUUUUCAAGGUGCGUUUUCCAGAGACAUUCCGUAUGUCGUUCCUGAUUCAGCUGCUCUUAAGUUCACGAAUGCUGAAAUAAGUGAGGCCAUUGCACUUCUCAAGCCCGGGAAGGCCGUUCCACGAUCCAGUUUGCCAGCUGAUGUAUGGAAGCUUUGUCCUGAUGAUAUCGCGACCUACUGUACCAAUGAGAGUACGUGUUAUGGCGGUAUCAUGCUGAGAGUUGAUCUCAGCCGUGCUUUUGACGAACUGCCCCGAGCCUCGCUCGAGCUUGCAAUGACCCAUGCAGGGAUCCCGGUGGAUCUGCAGGCAGCCAUCCUUGAAAUACAUGAGAGAUGCAAUUAUAGGGUUUCUCAUGGUUCUCAUAGUGGUGUCUUCCAGCUGGGUAAAGGGGUACGACAAGGGUGUGCGCUUAGUCCUUUGCUGUUCACCAUAUACAGCUGCUGGCUAUUCGAUCAGUUUGCUGAGUGCACAUCCUGGGAGUUUGCGAAUGCAGUCGCCACACUCUUUGCUGACGACAGUCAUGCCGCCUUCAAGAUUGAAUCCUUGCAGGAUGUAGGACGUGCUCUGCGGGCGAUUCGCAUACUCUUUGGACUGUUCACCAAAACAGGCAUGCAGGUGAACUCUGCCAAAUCUUGCAUCGUGGCGGGGCUGCGCGGUAGUGCAGCCCGGAACUGGCUCAGACGGCAUGCCUGUGUAGUUGAUGGUAAGCCUGGUUUAAGCCUUGGUACCCCUGGUCACCCCCUCAGCAUACCUAGUGCUAACCGUAUGGUGUACCUUGGGGUUGUAGCUUCCUACGGAUCGUUCGAGAUGUUUACCUACAAGCAUAGGCUAAAGGCUGCUGUUCAGAACCGCCAGAGGCUUCUUCGCACACUGCACUGUCGGAAGUUUUCUCUUGGAUGCCGAGUGAGAUUGUAUGUGGCCUGCGUCCGUUCCACGCUUAUGUACGGAUUGCAUGCGGUUGGGUUACCCGCCAAUGUGCUCCGGAAACUUGAAGCCUAUGAUGCUCGAGCCUUACGUGCAAUCUCAAACUCGCCGGUCCAUCUCACACGCGAGAGCAACGAACGCCUCCGGCAGCGCCUGAAAGUUCCGUCACCCCAUCAAGCGCUGGCACAACUGUUGGGUCGUAGAGCAGAGCGUAGUGGGGAGGUUUUCAGUCGGAACUGGUUCCACUGCAAGCUCGACGAGCUAGCUGCUGCCAAUGGGCUCGUAGCCACUGAAGCCAGCUGGGGAGUGCCUUGUCCGGACUGCGGAAUCUACUUCACGAAUCACCGGCACAUGCGCUCGCAUCGCACUCGUCAGCAUUUCAAGAAAGCAGCGGACUCGGUGCAACCAUCCACCGUGCGGGCCAGGCCCAAAGGGGUGCUCCCCUCCCACGUCUAUGCCAAGUAUGCAUUGGAUGGCAUGCCCACCUGUAGAUUUUGCAGCGAAUCUUUUCAAAGGGUUGAAGGCCUGAAGAAGCACAUCAAUGGAGGAUGCCCUAGUCUUGUAGCUUCCGGGGCUAUCGUCACUGCUCCCGACCCGGCCACAGGCCCAGUGCCGGGCGGAGCAGCUGGCACAAUCGCUGCAGAUCAGCCUCUUUUUGAAGAUGGUGGUUUCCGUAACGCCCUGAAACAGAGCUGGCGCGUGCCAUUGCGUGAUGCUGAGCUGUGUCGCUCCCUGCGAACAUACUGCGUCUUUUGCCAUCAGUGGAUUUCGCUUGUAGGACCGGGAUGCAAGCAACAUCACCGUCUCUGUCACGAGCGGAAGUGGAAGCAUGCCACCGCAGCUGUCGCCCGCGUCAACACACUGGGGCUAGAUCCUUGCUCCCCGUGCCGCUACUGCUGCAAGCCCACGGCCGAUCCACGCCGGACACCUGCCAUGACCGAGUUGAUGGAGGCCGAGCAGGAGCUACCCCGAGCAGCUCUGGCGAGUCGGGAAAUCGACAUGGUGUUUGGUGGAAAGUCAGGCGACACGGCGGCCCAGGACAAAAAGGAGGAGGACUGGGGAAAGGACUGGGAGGAAGCCGGGCGGUCCGGCAAAUGGAUGAAGCAGGAGGGCGGAAAGGGCCCCACGCAGUGGCCGAAGAACUGGUCCCAGAAGAGAGGCUGGGAACCGAGCUCGGGCCACUCCAAAGCCCAACUGGAUCAGAAGGUCCAGCACUUCAUGACGACCGUGGCCAGGGCGCUGAUCCGACACGAAGCGGAUCUGACGAUGCUUCGUGCAGACACAAGCUUCGUCCUCUUCAUCGAUACUUCCACCCACUCCUGCCUCAAGUCAGUGCAGGAAGCAGCAGAAAAAUGGGGAGAGCUCUUCACCAAGGGCGAGGUCAAAUCGCCGCUGAAGCUGGUGCUUCUGAUGGGAAUCUUCAAGAAGCUCAAGGAGGCUCUGGAGGACCUACAGAUCAACGACGACAAGCAGAAGCGAUGCCAAGCGGCGGGAUGGCUGGUGGAAGGUCGUCAAGCCCUCGACCCAGCCUGGGUGUACCACGUCUGGAAUCCACAGACGAAGGAGCAGGAAGUCGGCGAAACCGCGCCGAGGUCCCACACCGAGAUUCUCAAGGACAUGGAUCGACUGAUCCUGCUUCUUCCGACGGAAGGGCUUUUGCUUCGCUUUCGCUGCACGCAGUCCCUGACGGACAAGAAGGAGGGAGAGGUGGUUCCCUUCAUGAUCACCGUCAGCCUCCGCUCACAGGCAGCCGACGAGGUAUACGGGAUUAUGCAGCGAUUGGUGGGCAAUGCUUGCUGCAAGAUGUUGGGCAUGAGGCUGAAGCCGGAGCGUGCUCAGCGUUCCCAGAUGAGCAAGCAGAUCGAGCAAGCCUACCAGGCCCUGGACUUCAGCGAAUGGCGUCCCAGGGGCUACGCGACGCAGCAGAGCUCGGCCUAG
Molecule: messenger RNA, 4386 nt
Organism: Symbiodinium sp. CCMP2592
Lineage: Eukaryota; Dinophyceae; Suessiales; Symbiodiniaceae
Source: the annotation of a GenBank genome assembly